Molecule: messenger RNA, 697 nt
Organism: Aspergillus welwitschiae
Lineage: Eukaryota; Fungi; Ascomycota; Eurotiomycetes; Eurotiales; Aspergillaceae
Exons: 1
Coding region: 215-616 (133 amino acids)
Source: RefSeq, a predicted model, not a curated record
AUUAGACGUUCCAGCAGGAGUCGUGAGUUUCAAACUAAGUUAAGCACCAGUUUCAGCAUCGAAAGAACUACGAGAUACUAAGUAAAUGACGAGUCAUGGCGAGUGUCCCACUUUCACGCUGCAUGAAUCAGCUCGUGCUCGCCUGCCCGAAUUAGGAAGUUGCCCAAUCAGUCGUAAACAGUAGUUCCUCCUAAAGUAAUGCCUUAUCGGCGCUAUGCUCGAUCUCUCCCCGCCACAACGAUCGAGCAGUUAUCAUCUACUACAGUUCAAUCCUCCUUUAUUAUUCACUGCUGGCUUUUCAUCCCCAAACCAGGGCCGCCAAUGUGGACGGGACCUCGCAGAAAACGGAGGGGGACGGGAAGCUGAGGGAGGGGACCGCAAAAGAAGGGCGACGGAAUCGCCGAAACCGCCGACUUCGAUUUUCCGACGUCAUUCAAAAUGCGUGCCUUUCCUUUUCUUUCUUUUGCUUCCCCUUCAGCCAACACCUCGCGCAUACAGACGCCCCAUCAAUUCACGCUCGCUCUAUCUUUAUCUACAUGAAGGGGAGAAAAAGGAAAUCCGAACCAGAAUUCGUCUUGCAAUAUGUCAACAUGAUUAUCUAAAAGACAAAACCUGAACAGCUUUCCCCGCUUCACAACUACCUACCUACCGACUAGCUUUUCGAUCAUCCCCCUCAUAUACACACGCGCGCGCGUGC